This is a messenger RNA of Lasiosphaeria miniovina, 594 nucleotides long. Its product is annotated as Alb1-domain-containing protein. Gene Ontology annotation, cellular component: preribosome, large subunit precursor; nucleolus. Bases 1 to 594 code for a protein of 197 amino acids. The transcript has 2 exons. Gene Ontology annotation, biological process: ribosomal large subunit export from nucleus. The record is from RefSeq and is a predicted model, not a curated record. Lineage: Eukaryota; Fungi; Ascomycota; Sordariomycetes; Sordariales; Lasiosphaeriaceae.
AUGGGCAAAGGCAAUAUUUCCAGGCCGAAGAAAGGCACAUCCGUCCACUCCCGUGCGGCGAGGCGGGCGACGGCACCCGACAUCGACACGGAUAAGUCGCUGAAGAACGUCAAGGCGCCCUCGCUGGCGGCGGCGCAGAACAUUGGCGACGACGCGCGGCAGGCGGUGCUAGGAGUGCAUGCGGGGAGCGGGAUCAACAAGCGGAGCAGCAACAAGAAGACGGCGCUGAGCGCCAAGGCGCGGCGGCGGCAGGAGAAGAGCCAGGACAAGGCCGAGGCCAUCAUGGACCGGACGGCCAAGAAGGUGGAGCGCAGCAAGGGCCAGGCCCGCGUCAUCUUCUCGCGCCGCAAGACGUGGGACGAGGUCAACAAGCACGCCCUUAGCGUCGUGGCCGGCGGCGGCAAGCCGGGUGCCGUGCCCGUCGGCAGGUUCAUGGCGCCCGACGAGGAUCUGCACGGGGACGACGACGACAACGACUUGGAGAACAACGCCCAGGAGAGGGGCGACGUGAUGAUGAUUGAAGAGGCGCCGAUAGCGUCCUCUGCGUCCAUACCUCCGCCCCCACCUCCGGAUGUCGAGGACGUGAUCCUCUAG